This is a messenger RNA of Colletotrichum destructivum, 402 nucleotides long. RefSeq lists its product as uncharacterized. The coding region runs from base 1 to 402 and encodes 133 amino acids. The record is from RefSeq and is a predicted model, not a curated record. The transcript is spliced from 3 exons. Lineage: Eukaryota; Fungi; Ascomycota; Sordariomycetes; Glomerellales; Glomerellaceae.
AUGCAAGCGCUUAAGCCCGCCGAGUAUCGCUGCAUCAAGGCUGAGGUCUUUUUCGACGAGUCCAUCAACCGCAAGAAGUUCCCCGGCAGGCAGGGUAUCUCGCUCUUCGACGCCCAGCACGUCGGCUUCGUGUCCCCCGAGUGCAGCGUCAAGCUUUUGCAGCAGUUCAACUUGGGUAUUAGGGCUCCAUACACCUCCCCCUCCCUCUGCGCCUCGUGCUUCAUUGUCGGCGUCAUCAUCGGCGGCCUCGGCGGCUCCCUCCAGAUGAACAAGUCCGCCGACUGGGCUGUCAUCGCCUUUACCUAUAUCUACGACAUCAACUUUACUUAUUCGUUCGCACCCAUCUGCCGGAUUCCCCUUUCCGAGAUCUUAAACUUGAAUGAUGUUGAGCACCGGACAUGA